Pocillopora damicornis (cauliflower coral) is the source of this 1742-nucleotide messenger RNA. Its product is annotated as ras-related protein Rab-22A. Gene Ontology annotation, molecular function: GTPase activity; GTP binding. The record is from RefSeq and is a predicted model, not a curated record. Lineage: Eukaryota; Metazoa; Cnidaria; Anthozoa; Scleractinia; Pocilloporidae.
UGCAAAGCAUCGAAGUGUUGCUGACUUGGAAAGGAAAAUGAGCUGUUGACAAAGACGACAUACAGAUAUCGAUUGUUUCGGAUCAUGCAUCGAACCUACAGUGGUCCUGGAGGGGCCAUCAGAGAAAUAAAACUCUGCCUUCUUGGGGAUGCUGGUGUGGGAAAGUCGUGUUUGGUUCAUCGUUUCGUAUCGGACGCUUUCAAUGCUGCCUCAAUGCCUACCAUUGGGGCAGCCUUUAUGACCAAAAUGUUGCUUGUGGGAGAACAAGCAUUUAAAUUCAAUAUUUGGGACACGGCUGGACAGGAAAGGUUCAAAAGUUUGGCUCCACUGUAUUACAGAGAUGCUGCUGCUGCCAUUUUAGUUUAUGACAUAACAAGUGAUAGUUCAUUUCAUGCAUUAAAAAGCUGGAUCAAGGAGCUAAAAAGAUAUGGCCCCCCUGAUAUUCUUAUAGCCAUUGCAGGAAAUAAGUGUGAUAAGGCUGAUCAAAGAGAGGUGCUUGAGGAAGAAGCAGAAGAAUUUGCUAACAGUGAAGAGGCAAUAUUUGUGGAAACAAGUGCUCGAACAAACAAGAAUGUACAUUGGCUCUUUGAAGAGCUAUCUCGCAAUCUACCUCAAGAACAAGUUGACCCUCCAUCUGGAAGAAGCACUCUUGUACGACCUAAGGAAGCUGAAGAAGUAUCAAAUAAAGCUUGUUGCUCUCAAAAAUGACAGUCAAGUAAACAGACAAUAAUAUAAAACUUGGCUGGAAUUCCUGCACACAAGAUGCUGAUCUCCAAUCAAGUUUUUAGAGAGGGCUUGGAACUACAAAUUUUUCCCUUUGGGAACAUACAGCCUACUUUGGCAGGAGCUUGUGAAGAGGUUGAGUUGAGAAGACAGCAGACAUCUCUCAGCAAAUGAAAUUAACUCAUAAAUAAUGAUUUCUAGACUAGAAGACAGUUAAAAUUUUUUAUUGUUGUGAAAAAAAUUAUAUGGAUUAAAAUCUCAGGGUUGGUUUUCCUAGCUGAAAUGUCCCUAGAGCAGCGAGGGAUCUCACCACUUUCCUAAUAUCUCAGACUUGGUCAACAGAAGGAUUGCUUAUAAUUUGGAAAAAUCAUGAGCAUUUCAGUUUACAUUCUUAAAAAGGAUGAAUAGGAAGCAGUGAAAUCCUCAGUAAUCUUAAGGUUUCAGACCCUUGGAACCCAACUGUGACAGAAUGUUUUACACUUGGUAGCAGUUGGUCAACUUAUAAAUAGGGGCUGUGAGAAGUAAUAGGCUGAGGGCAUUGUUAUUGACACAUCAAAAAUAUUUUCAUACACAGCAUACUUAAUUUUACUUGCCAUGCAAGAUUAUUAUACAGAUGCAAAUAUGAUAGAAAUCCAUUCCAUCACAGUAUCUACCAGAUGAAUUUUCCUCUUUAAAAACCUCAGCAUGAAUGCAAACCCUUUCACUCCUAAGAUCCCAAUAUCUCUUUUCCUCACUGUCUGUCAUACAUUUCUUACAAUUUUGGCUCUGAGAAUUUGGUAUCAAAUUGUACAUUAUCCACAAGUUGAUGCAUUUCUCUCUUCUCAACAACUUUGUUCAGGAAAAUGUAUUGAUACUGUAAGGAGAAAUUACUAAUAGGUCACUCCAAGGGGCUUUGCUACUCUAUUUUUUGUGUGUGAAUCAUUGAAAGCCACAUCAUGUAAAAUCAGAGUUUCUGUUUAGAGGAUGUUCAUCACAUCCACCUGUUCAUCUUAUAAAUCAAUAAAGGAAAGAGAAGUAGA